Molecule: messenger RNA, 2015 nt
Organism: Telopea speciosissima
Lineage: Eukaryota; Viridiplantae; Streptophyta; Magnoliopsida; Proteales; Proteaceae
Product: protein NRT1/ PTR FAMILY 6.2-like
Exons: 6
Coding region: 72-1820 (582 amino acids)
Biological process (GO): oligopeptide transport; transmembrane transport
Cellular component (GO): membrane
Molecular function (GO): transmembrane transporter activity
Source: RefSeq, a predicted model, not a curated record
GGACUCUUCAUUCUCUAGCUACUGUUUGUAUAGCUUUUUAAGCUCUGUUCCUGUAGAAACUUGAGGGGAAAAUGGAUGGGAAGGUGACUAAUACAGUUGCAGAUGCAGUAGACUAUAAGGGAUUUCCAGUUGAAAGGUCUAAAACUGGAGGCUGGUUGCCUGCUGCUCUUAUCUUAGGAAUUGAAAUAUGUGAGAGACUAUCUACAAUGGGAAUAGCAGUGAACCUGGUGACAUACUUGGAUGGAACAAUGCAUCUCCCAAGUUCUACCUCAGCCAAUAUAGUGACAGAUUUUAUGGGAACCUCAUUUCUCCUGUGUUUUUUAGGAGGGUUCCUUGCAGAUUCCUUCUUGGGCAGAUACAAGACCAUUGCCAUCUUUGCUUCUGUUCAAGCACUUGGAACAGGCAUGUUAGCAAUGUCCACAAAGCUGCCCCAGCUACGACCACCACCCUGCAACACUAAUGGUGCCAUCCAAAAUUGCAAGCAAGCAAAUGGAUUCCAAAUGGGAAUUCUAUACUUGUCUCUGUAUAUAAUUGCACUGGGAACUGGUGGUCUCAAGUCGAGCGUCUCAGGAUUUGGAACUGAUCAAUUUGAUGAGAAAGAUGAUAGGGAAAGGGCUCAUAUGGCCUAUUUUUUCAAUAGGUUCUUCUUCUUCAUCACCACAGGAACAUUGAUGGCUGUUACAGUACUUGUCUACAUACAAGAUGGAGUGGGUCGAAGUGUGGCAUACGGAAUUUGUUCUAUUUCCAUGAUUAUUGCUAUCUUGAUAUUUUUAUCAGGUACUAAGAGAUACAGAUACAAGAAGAGCUUAGGGAGCCCAAUAGUCCAUAUUUUCCAAGUCAUUGUUGCUUCCAUGAGGAAGAAAAAGCUUGACUUUCCUUCCAGCAUAGGUUUAUUUUUUGAGAAUUAUCCUGAGGCGACAAGAAUCCGUCACACAGACCAGUUCAGUUGCCUAGACAAGGCCGCAGUCGUCACAGAAGGAGAUUUUGGAAAAAAUGGUUCUUCAGAUCCAAACCCAUGGAAACUAUGUUCAGUAACGCAGGUGGAGGAGGUCAAAAUGAUGGUCAGACUACUUCCAGUUUGGGCCACAACAAUCAUAUUUUGGACCACAUAUGCACAAUUGAUCACCUUCUCAGUGGAACAAGCUAGUACCAUGGAGAGAUCAAUUGGGAAUUUCCAAAUUCCAGCAGGAUCUCUCACUGUCUUCUUUGUGGGAGCUAUAUUGAUUACUCUGGCAGUCUAUGACCGUUUGAUCAUGCCUAUCUGGAAGAGAUGGAAAGGGAAAGAAGGUUUCACCAGUCUACAACGAAUUGCGAUAGGCCUCAUCCUCUCUACAUUAGGAAUGGCAGCUGCAGCAAUUGCCGAAUUGAAACGUUUAUCAGUUGUAAGAGCUGUAAAUGGAAACACCUCCACACUGCCUUUAAGUGUUUUCAUUUUAAUUCCACAAUUUUUCUUAGUUGGAUCUGGAGAAGCAUUCAUAUAUACUGGGCAGCUUGAUUUCUUCAUAACCCAAUCGCCAAAGGGAAUGAAGACAAUGAGCACCGGGCUCUUUCUUACGACUAUCUCACUUGGCUUCUUUUUUAGUAGCUUCUUGGUAUCAGUUGUGAAGAGGGUAACUCUAAGCCAUGACAGGCAGGGUUGGCUAGCUGAUAAUAUUAACAAUGGAAGACUUGAUCUUUUUUACUGGCUCUUAGCUGUGUUAAGCUUCAUUAAUCUUGGAGCCUAUCUUGUUUGCACUCUAUGGUACAAACCACAAACUUCUAGCAAGGCUGUGCAGAUGGAGAGUGUUGGUAAUGGUUCCCUGGCUGAAGAGAAGUGCUAGUGAUUAAGGAUUGUAAGCAUUACAUGUUUUGAGUCUUUUUUUUUCCCCCCUGUGGGUCUUCUUCUGUUUCCUUUGUACAUUGGAAUGUUUAUGGCUUUGCAUUAGAAAUUAGGAUUGUGGGCAUAAGGUUCAGUUUUGUAGCUGCUGUAAACAAAGAGUACUUUUGAUCAAUUCCAUGGCUUGGGUGUUCUUCCA